Messenger RNA from Elgaria multicarinata webbii, 2429 nucleotides. It is a transcript of the gene RNF13, whose product is annotated as ring finger protein 13. The coding region runs from base 203 to 1369 and encodes 388 amino acids. NCBI's taxonomy places the organism in Eukaryota, Metazoa, Chordata, Lepidosauria, Squamata, Anguidae. The transcript is spliced from 11 exons. The record is from RefSeq and is a predicted model, not a curated record.
CGGGCCGGGAGAGGUCUUGGUUAUGGAUUCCGCCUGAGGUGGGCUUUAGUCCUUCUGGCUCUUGGCUCCCUUUCAGUCAGUAUAGCUGGACUGCCAGUGUGUGACCAGAAUAAGAAGCUUCAACAGAUGGGAAAGACUGAUUCCUUGCUUUCAAAAUCCAGGGGGUGGAGAAAGGGAAAAGAAUCAAAUAUUGAUCGCUCAAAUGAAUUUAAUUAAAAUGCUGCUGUCAAUAGGAAUGUUAAUGCUGUCUGCCACUCAGAUUUACACCAUUCUCACAGUUCAGCUGUUUGCUUUCUUAAACCUGUUGCCUGUGGAGGCAGACAUCUUAGCAUUUAAUUUUGAAAAUGCAACACAGACAUUUGAUGACCUGCCAGCAAGGUUUGGCUACAGGCUGCCAACAGAAGGCUUGAAGGGUUUUCUAGUAAAUUCAAAACCUGAGAAUGCAUGUGAACCCAUAACCCCUCCACCUCUGAGGGACAACUCCUCCCAUGAAUUCAUUGUAUUAAUCAGAAGACUUGAUUGCAACUUUGAUAUAAAGGUUUUGAAUGCGCAAAGAGCCGGCUAUAAAGCAGCCAUAGUUCACAAUGUUGAUUCCGAUGACCUCAUUAGCAUGGGAUCUCAAGACAUUGUUAUUUUAAAGAAGAUUGACAUUCCAUCUGUCUUUAUCAGUGAAGCAUCUGCUAAGUCUCUUAAAGAAGAAUUCACCUAUGAGAAGGGAGGCCAUAUUUUGUUAAUCCCAGAGUUCAGCCUUCCUUUGGAGUACUAUCUAAUCCCGUUCCUGAUUAUUGUGGGAAUCUGUCUUAUCCUUAUAGUUAUUUUUAUGAUCACAAAAUUUGUCCAGGACAGACAUAGAGCAAGAAGGAAUCGGCUUCAAAAAGAUCAGCUUAAGAAGCUUCCAGUACAUAAGUUCAAGAAAGGAGAUGAGCAUGAUGUUUGUGCCAUUUGUCUGGAUGAAUAUGAGGAUGGAGACAAGCUCAGAAUCCUUCCUUGUUCUCAUGCAUACCACUGCAAGUGUGUGGAUCCCUGGCUGACUAAAACUAAGAAAACAUGCCCUGUCUGUAAACAGAAAGUGGUUCCUUCCCAGGGAGAUUCAGAUUCUGAAACAGACACUAGUCAGGAAGAGAAUGAAGUCUCCGAGAACACCCCAUUGCUUCGUCCACUUGCUUCGGCUAGCACUCAGUCCUUUGGGGCAUUGUCAGAGUCUUACUCUCAUCCAAACAUGACGGAGUCUUCAGACUAUGAGGACGAAGAUGAUGACAAUGAAGAUAUUGACAGUAGUGAUGCAGAGAAUGGAAUGACUGAAGAGAGUGUAGUAGUCCAACUACAGCCCAAUGAAGAACAGGAUUACAGAGUGGCAAAUACUGUUUGAAACAAGUGGUGUUACAUGAACUGCUCUGUCCAAGAGAGCUUGACUCUUAUGUACAAGUACAUAGGGGAAGCACAUUGUGACCCUCCUGUUGCUUCAGUAGAAGCAGCUGUUCAUAUAGUGUUCUAUAUUGUUUAAUCUCAUUACCGGUUUCUUUUUUUGUUCGUUUCAUUUGUCUUUUGAAGGCAAACGUUCUAACUGGACUUCACAAUCGUAACAAGAGGCACUCCCAUCACUAGAGACUAUGCACACAGAAUAGAGAUGCUAUUUCAGUGUCUUGUUAAAAUCGAUUCUAGCCACGACACUAAAAAAAUUUCCUGCUUACAAGUGUGUAAAGUAAGUAGAGAUUAUAUUGAUAAAGUUAUUUAUUUACAUGUAUGGUAAGUACUACCCUACAAACCCAGCCAAAAAGUAUAUAGGUGUAUGUCUGUGAGGGCUUUCCUAGAACAGCCAGCACCAUUGCAAGAACAAGGUAGGCCUGUUUAGUAUUCAUCUCCAACAGAUGAGGGGAACAUAGGCUUUGAUCUCCAUAGCAAAGCAAUUUAGCUACAUUUUCUAUUAUGCUGUUGUGCUCGCAAGAACAGGUAAAAGUGGUAAAGGAAGUUUCAGCAUCACUUCAGCUUAAACAUCUGAAGAAAAUCAGGAUAAUAUAUUCAUUGGCACAACUUGCUAACAGCAGCUCAGCUCAUUUCUUACGACAGGAACGGGGACCAAUGCAGAACGGCAAAAUCAAACCAUCACAUAUAUAGAAACACUGACCAUUGUGUGCUGUUGAUUCACAAAUGAGAUAUACCUCUUAAUACAGAGCAUAUGAAGAUGCAUUUGUCUGCUAAAACUAUGCACAUAGAAAAAUCAAACUAAGUAUUGGGAUUUGAAAAUGAAUGCUUAUAAAUAUCUAACAGGAUUCUACUGACAAUAUAUCAUGAAAAGGCUAAAUUAUAUACAAUUGUAACUAUGUAGAAAUUAGCCACACAUCUGUAUAAUUAAACUGCAAAGAUUUUUUUAAUAUGGCCUUGUACAGGGAAGUUUGAAAGGAGGUUAAUAAACAUGUUUUCCACUUUAA